ACGUUCAUAAGUAGCUUGUAUAAAAUCUCUUAGUCAGUGUAUUAAAUUAUCUUUAGACUGACAGCGCCCAAGUGGCGAACCAGUCUUCCCGCUUUCUCUUAAAUAAAGCUCUACACAAACAAACAAACGUGAAAGUUCCAGCAAAAAUAUAUAUCUCAUUCAGAAUGAAAUAUACAACUUCUUUUAGUCGUUUGAUAGUGCAGUUAGCUAAAGAAGAUUAAUAUAUAUUUUUGCCUGAAAUUUUACGUCGAAAGGCUAAGCAUGGAAGAAAUUAUGUGAUAUUUGUUUUGACUACGAAGGCUAAGAAUGGUUCGAUUUCUUUAAAGCUUGUUGAAGUUUGAUGAUAUGCAAUUUUCAAAAUAUCGACAAUUUGGGAUCGAGUUUCGAACGUAAAACCUGGCUUAUGCAGUAUAUACCUACGAUUCUCCAGGAUGGCCAGAGGAUAUUAUUAAGAGCUUACAUAAAUAAUUUCCAUCUUAACUUCCGUAUUAUCACCGAGUUAUAAAAAUAAAUAAUGAGCGGGGGUAAAAACAGCACCCCGAGAGCGUUGAAACUUAAUAGAUAGUUACUUCGAAGUUUUAGAACAAUACUUGUUGCACGUCCCCUAUCCAGAAUAACAUUUUAGUUUGGAUUGUUCGAAAAAACCCGAAAAAGAGUUGGUUAACAGUUUUUCUAAGUCAUAAACCGCAUUCCUUUUUCCGCUUUUUAUUGCCAUUGAUUUUUGUCAAAUUCUAAGAAAUUAUCUAAUAUAAACUGCUGCUGCAUGAGUUUCGGCUAUAAGUUUCGAGAUUAAAAAAUGAUUCUUUACUAACGUCCAACGGUUCUGACUUGUAAAAUUCGAUCGAAACGAUAAAACAGAGCAAAGAUAUGCUUUUGCAGUAUUAAUUCUCCAUGGUAAAUCGUUGGCUUUCGAAAUUCUUUGGUCUCUAUCUCUCUAUCCGGAUUCAGCUGGAUCGCCUUCCUUCUUCCCACUAAAAAUAUCGGACGUUCUAGAUGAGCGGCUUCGAAUACAUUUAUAUACAAUGCAAUUUAAUAGCGGACCGAGUCUGUAUAAAAUAUUAAAUGAAACAUUACGAGCCGAAAAUCGCGACAAUUUGAAAGCUUGGUUUUUAUUUUUAAAACUAUUUUUAUCUGCAUUAGAGAAAUUACCAUCAGUAGCACAACCAGUUUAUCGUGGGGUUAAAGAUGUAGAUCUAAGUGAUAAAUAUAUUAAUGGUGAAAAGUUUAUUUGGUGGGUUGUUAGCUCUUGCACGUUAAAUAUAGAAGUUUUACAAUCAGAACAAUUUUUAGGUAAAUUUGGAAAACGAACAUUGUUUUCAAUUGAUAGUAAAAAUAGUAAAUCGAUUAUAGCUCAUUCAUACUAUAAAAAGCUUGAAAAAGAAGUGAUACUUGUGCCCGGUACUUAUCUUGAAGUUGUUGGUAAAAUAGAUGCUAAUAAUGGUUUACACAUUAUUCAAUUAAAAGAAAUUGAACCACCGAUUAAAUUUGUUAAACCAGCAAAUAAAAUUCAGAUGGCAGAAUCAACGCAAUUAAUACAAAAUAUGAAACUAAUGGAGAAAAACCUAGUACAGGGGUAUAUGGCUUUAGAAAGAAAACUUAACGAAAAAGUACAAGAUGUUCAAAAUGAUUUUAAUCAACAUAUUGAUGAACUAGCAAGUACAAUAUUAAGCAAGAGACCACAACCUGGUGAAUGGGAUUAUGAAAAUAAAAAACGGCGUUACAUUCAACUAUUAGCUUCAUUAUCAAGUGAAAUUUUGAAAAAUCCAAGCUGGUCUUCCAGAGAUCCUCUGGAAAACUGGCUUAGGAAAUGCUGCCGCAAAUGGGUCUCUGUCGCACUUUCAUCGAAAGAUAUUCAAAAAAUGGCCAUCGGCACUGUAUUUUGGGAUGGAUAG
Molecule: messenger RNA, 1892 nt
Organism: Didymodactylos carnosus
Lineage: Eukaryota; Metazoa; Rotifera; Eurotatoria; Philodinida; Philodinidae
Source: the annotation of a GenBank genome assembly